AUGGAAGAAGUUUUGAGCGGAGAACCUUGGUUCAUUGGGAACCAUAUUAUCGGGAUUGAUAAAAGGUCCACUUCCCUCUCUCCGGAGUUGCUGAGAGGUUUGAUGUCACCUGUAUGGAUUAGAUUUCCAUUCUUACAUCAAAGCUGUUGGGAUGAGGAAAACAUAGCCCGAAUUGCUUCAACAAUUGGAACACCGUUCUUCAUUGAUGGGAAUUCUCUUAGAUGGGGGAAGAGAGAAUAUGCACGUGUCUGUGUGCGUAUUAAUCUUCAUAAGAAAUUUCCUAAAGGUGUAUGGAUAGAAGGAAUUCAAGGAAGAACUUAUCAAAAAGUAGAAUAUGAGAAGAUGACUUCUCUAUGCUACCACUGUCGAGUUAUUGGGCAUAGCAAAGCCAGCUGUCUGGAGAUCAAAUCAGUUAAAACUUAUGAACAAUCAAUAGUGAAUUCCAAGAUUGAUAAGGGAGUUCUUAAUGAUAAGCAGAAUGAAGAUAUAGAGAAGAAUCAAAUUGAUAAUGACAAUCUCGAAGAACUAUUAGUUGAUAAAAAUUACCAAAAUCAGACUGAAGAAAGUCAGGCAAAUCAAGUUGUUGCUGGGAAGGACUUUAUUAAUAAAGUGCCAGGAAAGUUAGAAUCUAACUUGGAUAUAACAAUUGCUGAGGUAUGUGUUAAUAACAAAUUCCAAGUGCUGCUCGAAGAACAAGAGGAGGGAGAAAUAACUGAAGUGGUUGAAACAGGUGAAAUAAAUUACAUAGGAAAUGCUGUUCAAACUACAACAAAUGCUGGCAAGCAAUCCAGUUCUGAUAGGUGUCGAAGCUCUGGAGAUCAUACUGCAAAUUCUGGGAAAUCUAAACUCUCAAAGGAGGUUAGAUCUCUGGGUCCAGUUGAGGCAACUCAUAGAAUGAGGAAAGGAGAUAGCAGAGUUGGUAAAAAAGGUGGGGACUCUUCCCCUCUUCAUCAUUAA
Messenger RNA from Dendrobium catenatum, 957 nucleotides. RefSeq lists its product as uncharacterized. The coding region runs from base 1 to 957 and encodes 318 amino acids. The transcript has 2 exons. The record is from RefSeq and is a predicted model, not a curated record. Lineage: Eukaryota; Viridiplantae; Streptophyta; Magnoliopsida; Asparagales; Orchidaceae.